UUCGCUUGCCAUCACCCCGCCGUCCUUUGUUCACGCUCUCGUCUUCUCACCCGCAAUGCGCACACGGCCGUUUGACAAAGCUAUUGUUACGCGUUUCUUUAUUGCUACGAGAGAAACACGUCUAUCGCAGAUACGAGAGUAAGGACCCUUAGGUACCCAACUCUACAACGUCAUCCAAAGCUGUCGAUCCGCGAUUCCUUGAUAUCAACAGAGCUAAACAGGCAGCUCUCAGUGAUACCUUCUUCCAGAUACCUCAGUAUGCCCGCUAUGUCCAGUUACCCGGUCGUGUCUUCUCGGUCGGAUAGCGCCUUUGGCAAUGGUCCAGCGGCCCCGCCAUCACAGCUCGUUCUCGGAGUUCUCAUCUCUACUGUCGUCUUCCUCGUCGCGGUUGGCAUACUCAUGACAUGGCUGCUCUGCUUCUACCGUGAGCGCCACGAGAUCUGCUGGUUGCCAAAGCUCUGCUGCGGUCGGAAGCAAAAACCAAAACCACAAUCACGGAGCUUUCGAUGGUCAGUUUCGAACUUGGACUAUGCUUUGAGCGCUGAGGCACGUCGAUCUCGGACAAACGCUGCGAUAGGGCUGGGGCGCGAAAUGGACGACCUAGGUGCUUACUUUCGGAACCCGCGAUCACGAAACUCGGAAUUAAAGAAAGACCAAGAUGACGGCUCGAAAUUUGUCGUGGGCGAUGAGGAAGAGGGAAUUGGGCUUCAUCCGAUUGAUCCUCCAAAGCCGCCUCCUUCAUCGCUGAGACCAUUCCCAAACAACGAAGCUCAGGCUGAUGCCCCUAUGCCAGCACCAGCUACCAUAGAGUGGCCAGAGCUACCCCCACGGCCAGCGGCUUCAAAGCUGAAGAAGAAUAGAGCGACUGUUUCAGCGCUGAUGUUUGGAAGAGGCGGGAAGGAGACCUUGCGCCGCGAUAGUGUCUAGUUCGUAGCUCGCAGUAAAGGUGAAUUGCUUACAAGUUCUUACUCUCGUCCCGCAAUAUACGAAAUUUGGACUUACUAAGGCUUACAUAUCACAAAGAUCAGACUCCCACGCUUCCAGUAUCAAAAGCUCUUCAAGAUUCUAGAUGCCUCACUCACUCUGGAUCGCUGUGGAGUAACUAAUCUACAAUGCGCUCCAG
This is a messenger RNA of Mytilinidion resinicola, 1123 nucleotides long. RefSeq lists its product as uncharacterized. Bases 259 to 927 code for a protein of 222 amino acids. The record is from RefSeq and is a predicted model, not a curated record. The transcript is spliced from 2 exons. NCBI's taxonomy places the organism in Eukaryota, Fungi, Ascomycota, Dothideomycetes, Mytilinidiales, Mytilinidiaceae.